Messenger RNA from Alternaria conjuncta, 3492 nucleotides. RefSeq lists its product as uncharacterized. Gene Ontology annotation, biological process: protein phosphorylation. The transcript has 2 exons. Gene Ontology annotation, molecular function: ATP binding; protein kinase activity. Bases 1 to 3492 code for a protein of 1163 amino acids. The record is from RefSeq and is a predicted model, not a curated record. Lineage: Eukaryota; Fungi; Ascomycota; Dothideomycetes; Pleosporales; Pleosporaceae.
AUGGAUUACGGAUAUUCGCCCAGUCGCGAAUGUGGCACCAUGCACUUUCCCUCACCAACCGGACCCCACAGCUAUCGACUCGACAGCACCCACUUCUCCCACCUCCAGGAGCUCCGCCGCUCUCUGUCGCGCUCACCCUCCAAACAGUCGCGCUUCCAGCUCCGCAACUCCGACACGCCCCGCUCUCCCAUCUCGCCCCUCGCCAUUGCGCGCGCAUUCUCUCCCAAGGCGAACAAGGUUACCAGCCCCAUCGCCAACUUCCCUGAGUCACCACUAGCGCAAGCUGCACCGGCCAAGAAGAAGUUCUCCUUGCGACGCUCAGGCCCUUUCCGGUCAUCGCCGCGCACGCGCAACAGCAACUCCAAGAGUCCCCGGCGACGCGCCUUGGCCGAGACUUCCGACGUGGGCAACGCGACGCCCUUCAUUACGCGACACUCGCCCGGUCAAGAAAACAUCCCCGCGCGACGCCCAAGCGCAGAGUCCCCGGACACCAUGGACAUGGACAAGCGACUAGAAGUCGACGACAAGCCCAUCAAGUUCGAGUUUGCGCGCCGCCCCGAGCUGUCGCCCGCGCCACCAGCAAAGUCGAGCCCGCUCAAGCGCAAUGACGGACUGAUGAACCUCAGCGGUUCGCCCGGAUCCAGUCCCAUGGCAAAGCGCCGGAGCCUGCACGGCGUGUCGAGCCUCGGAAACGACUUCGAGAGCAUAUUCGACCCGUCCCCCGCACCGCGCAUCUCUGCCGAUGAGAGCUCGCGCUUGUACAACGACAUGACGAACGGCUUCUCCUUCAACAGCUCACCUAUUUCGGGUGCUACAUCACCAGUCCGCCGCACAACGUCACUGCGCAGGUCGACCCUAUCACAGCGAUCCAACACCCCGCGGAAGCCGAGCAACGAUGGCGAGUUCGCAAUGCCUGGGCCGGCUGCCUCCAAGACGCGCAACCGCAUGUCCCUCGACAGCACCGUCAACUCAACCACCCAAACACCGCCCGUCCAGACGCCUUUCCGCAAGUCUACCUUUGACGCCGGGCGCAUGGGAUUGCCAACGCCAUUCCCCCGCGGAGCCGGUGCAGCACAGCCGCACCCACUCUCACACGCGCAUACACCAUCUUCUGCUUCAUCCAGCCUGAGCGGCACACCAAUGGCUCCUCCCCGGGCUCCAGCCGUUCAAUGGGGCGGCCCUGCAUUCCCCCCGCCUCCGAUGCCCAACAACCCACACUUCUCUCGCUCACUUCCCAUCGGUAUCGGGCGCCCACAUGCCCCAGAUGGCGAGCAGUCGACGCAAGACUCGUUCGACACGCCCUUCAAGAUUGCGCCACCGGCACCUGUCGCCUUCUCGACCGGCCUUCUGUCCAAGAAGAACCGCAAUGCGGAUGAGCCUGCAGCAGGAGGCAUCUAUGUCAUGCCCGACACGCCAUCCAAGCGCCAGUCUUUCCCCCCUGCCGCAGCAGACCGCACUGUCAACCUUGACACACCCUUGGUCAAGAGGAGUGGCAGUCUCUUUGGCAAUGAAGCUCGCCCGCAACAUCAGUUCGGCACGCCUAGCACACCGUUCAGUGCAAACGUAUCCAAGUUUUCAACAGAGGCUUUCGGCAGUCGACCAAGCAUCUUCGGUGGUAUGAGCGGUACCAUGCAACGCCGAGGCAGCUUUGUGAGUAUCGACGGAGAUAACGAUGAGGAUGUCCAGCCGGACACACAAUCACCGACAGCGAACCGGAUGGGCGACAGUCAAUCCAGCGCGGAUGACAUGCCACCCACACCGACCAAGCCCAGUCAUGGGUCCAGCCGUCGUUCAAAGGAGAGCAGCCUGCGACGUAAGACGUUCCGCUCGCGCCCUUCCAUUGGUCAAGACACAUUUGCAGUACCCGACAAUGAUGGUCGGCCAACGAGUAAGUACACAUCUCGUAUAGAUUCAGUGACUUUUCCGGAUGAAGACAGCUCGUCAGAGGACGCUGAGUCUGAGUCAACGGUUAAUAAGUCCCCCUCCGCAUAUGCCCUCAACGCGAAUAGGAGUCGACUGCUGCGGCAAGCCAAUACUUUGGCUCGCCCUCUGUCUCUUUCGCGGGGGGUUGCCCGCACAUCUCUCCAGUCAUCGGAUAGCGAGAGCAAUACUAAACAUUCUACAGCAGCUGGAAGCCUCUUUGGCGCACCAUCACCACAGACUCCCGCGCACGAGUCUUUCGCCCCUCUUGAUGCGAGCAAGCUGUCGAUCUCCGGUAACCGACGGGGAUCGUUCCCUUUCAACAGCAGCUUUGGCUCCUUUGCGCCCGCCACACCGACAACGCCACGUGACUCCGGCUUCUUUGGAAGUGUCCAAGGAGCCAUCCCCAUCGGUCUAACAAAGAACGACGUGGAUGAGUCCUUGAGUGAACGAUUCCAUGAGAUCAAGCCUCUCGAUGGCGGAGAGGGCGAAUUCUCUACAGUGUACCGUGUGAGUCAGCCGGUCAAGGUCUCGCCGCUGAGGUCGCCCGCCGGCAGCCAAGUAUGGGUUGUAAAGAAGUCGAAGAAGGCCUACAUUGGCGCAGGAGACCGUCAGAAGAAGAUGCGUGAGGUCGACAUCCUCUACGCUCUCCAGGGCGACGAGCACGUGUUGGACAUCAAGACCCACUGGGAAUUUGACCAACACCUAUACAUCCAGACCGAGUAUUGCGAGGGCGGUAACUUGAGGAAAUACCUCGACACCGUUGGCUUUAAUAGCCGUCUCGAUGACUUCCGCAUCUGGAAGAUCCUGCUCGAACUUCUGAUGGGUCUCAAAUCCAUUCACGAUGCUGGCUACAUCCAUCUCGACCUUAAGCCUGCUAACAUCCUCAUCGACUUUGAGGGUGGACUGAAGAUUGCAGACUUCGGUCUAGCGAGUCAGUGGCCAGCUCCAGCUGGUAUUGAUGGCGAAGGCGACCGCCACUACCUUGCACCCGAGCAACUCUCUGGUCGGUUCGAUAAGCCUGCCGACGUCUUUGCCCUUGGCAUGAUGCUGGCCGAAAUUGCCGGCAACUGCGUUAUUCCUGAGAACGGCGACUACUGGCAAAAGCUACGAUCGGGCGAGUUCGAGAACGUGCUUCCCAGUCUGACUUGGAGCGCCGACAGCAGCACACUUAGUCGGGACUCCCAUGGCGACCCGGUCUCUGAGCCAGCGAGGCCUUCUAUGGAUGGCUUCCUCAUGUCGGACGCCGCAGAAGACUCAAUGGCGUCCAUUACAGUCAAGCCAGCCUCUAACCCUGAGGAGGAGCUGGCCCGAGCACCUUCAUUCAUGGUGCAGCGCAACGACCCUAACUCGAUGGACCACGUCGUCUACGCCAUGCUGAACCGAGACCCCGACAUGCGACCAACUGCCGAGCAAGUCCUUCAAUGCUACGGUUGCCGAUGGGUUGAGUCAAGACGCCGCGCUGGUGCCACCAUCUACGAAGGCAAUUUCGGACCCAGCGAUGAAGUCCUUGCCACUUACGCCGAUGAACACCAGGACGGCCUCUUCGAGGAUAUGAUGGAUAUGAGCUAA